UGAAGGUGACUUUGCAGUGAAUCACUACGUGCGGCCGCGCUUACGCCAGGGGGCUCGGUUCGGCAACUUUCGGCUUCCCUCGGGGGGUCUCGGCUCGGCUGUUUCCCCUUCGGGACAGCCUGUAAGGAAAAAAGCGCUGUUUACUAAAACAGCUGCCAACCCCGACACCGAGGUUGGCCUGGAGGUAUGACAGUGACACAAAAAGCUGCCAGCGCACUCAUAUUAUUACAACUGUAAUACAUACAGGCACGGGUACGCGUGUGCACGUGAGCUGUCACGGCAGGGGUGUGUUUCUGCAUACGUGUGCCGGCCGCUGAUGUAGACCAGUGACUGAAUCCGGCGGAAAGCAGCCGCAGGAGUCGGGGAGACGCCGAGUAACCCGGGUCUCCGCACACACCCACGGAGUGGCGCUCAGGGGCCGUUGUCUGUAUGCUCCCAGCCCCGUGUGCUUGUCUCACUUCCGUACGAGCUGCUCUCAGGGAUCAACAUGGCUCACGUCGGGAACGGAUCCGGCAGUCUGGACGAUGAGGAUCAAUUUGAAGAUGCCUUCGACAGGAUCCCUGUGGCAUCUAAGAUGGACCUAAAGACCUCUCUGGAAGAAUGUGCCAUUGCACUGAACCUCGUCCUGAACAACAAGUUUUCUGAGGCUCUGGACCUUCUCAAGCCUUGGGCCAGAGAGAGCAUGUACCACGCGCUGGGAUACAGCAGCAUUCUGGUCAUGCAGGCGGCCAUGACAUUCGAGCACAAGGACAUCCAGACGGCCAUGGGCACCAUUAAGGACGCGCUGCAGACCUGCCAGAGGUUUCGCAAACGGAACACUGUUGUGGAGUCGAUAUCCAGCCUGGUCUCCAAGCAGUCGGACUCCCUGAGGGAAGAGGAGAUGCACGCUGAGAUCUGCUACGCCGAGUGCCUGCUGCAGAAAGCCACGCUGACCUUCGUGCAGGAUGAAAACAUGAUCAGCUUCAUCAAGGGUGGGAUCAAGGUCCGGACCAGUUACCAGAUCUACAAGGAGUGCCAGCAUGUGGUGAACAUGACGCAAUAUGUCGCCAGCAACAGCGACGCCUUCCACCAGUUUGAGGGAGGCGUGAAGCUGGGGAUUGGUUCAUUUAAUUUGAUGCUGUCACUCCUUCCUGCCCGGAUCCUUCGUCUCCUGGAAUUCAUUGGCUUUUCAGGAAAUCGGGUGAGAAUCGCGCCUUCAUCAUCAUGUAGCGGGUGGACUUCUGUGGUUCAGCGACAGCCGGGUGGUGAUAGCGGGUGUGUCCGCACACAGGCCCAGCUGAAGUUCCAGCAGUGCAUUGCCUCCCAGCACGAGUGGAAGCAGAUUCACCACGUGUGUUACUGGGAGCUGAUGUGGGCCCACUGCUUCCAGCAGGAGUGGCUGCAGGCCUACCGCUACGCUGAGCUGCUCUGGAGGGAGAGCCGCUGGUCCAAGGCCAUCUACAUGUACCAGAAGGCUGCCAUCCUCAGCAUGAUGCCCGAGGAGGACGUGAAGACGACCGGCGAGAACGUGGUGGAGCUCUUCAGGCAGGUGGAGGGACUUAAGCAGCGCCUGGCCGGCAAGUCCAUCCCAACGGAGAAGUUUGCCGUGAGGAAGUCACGCCGCUACUCCUGCUCCACACCCGUGAAGUUGGUGGUGCCGGCGCUGGAAAUGAUGUAUGUGUGGAACGGCUUCACUAUCGUCGGCAAGAGAGCUGAUGUCACAGAGGGCCUGCUGAUCACGAUCGAGAAGGCAGAGGAGCAGCUCAGUAACGACCCCAGGCCCUCUGAGUACCACCCCGAUGACCAGUGCCUUGUCCAGAUGUUGAAGGGCCUCUGUCUAAAACAUCUGGGCCGUCUUCUGCAAGCGGAGCUGUGCUUCACCCAAGUCCUCUCCAUUGAGAAAAGGAUAAGAUAUGACCAUUACUUGGUGCCAUACACGCUGUAUGAGCUGGGACUGCUGUAUAAACAGCAAGGAGACGUUGCCAAGGCAAUACGUUACAUAGAGAACGCAAAGCUGAACUACAAGGACUACUCCAUGGAGUCACGCUUACACUUCCGGAUACAUGCUGCUCUCAGUAAUCUGAAGGGGUCGCCGGUCAACACCCCUUAACCAGAAUUAACCGGGGGACCUCUGUGUUUUGGGACUUAACACCCCAUGUAUUCCAGUUAGUUUCUCAAAACGUGGACACAGUAAUGAGUUAUUUUUUUUGUUGUAAUUUUUCUGAGAAUAAAGGUAAGUUAUACAUAAUGCAAAUGAUGUUUAGAAUAGAUGAGUAUUCAACAUGCAUGUACUGUUUUUGCCACAGAACAUGCAUCAUACAUUAGCCUUGCUUAUUUACCCUAUGACGAUAAGAAACCUUUAUGUGGAGUACGGAAAGAAAGAUGGAGAAUCAAAGUGGCAGCUAGAAGCUGUGCUGAGUGAGCUAGCACACAUAUACUAUAAUACAGUGUGCAGGCUCACAGUGGGGCAUUUGGCACUACUGGUCUUUAUUCGCUGACCAGUUUCAAAGACUGCGUUUGUUUAUUGGUCCAAAGAGAAGGUGCCCAAUUCUGGUUGGUCUUUACUCCUCACGCAGCGUGCCGAUUGGUACUUGAUGAGGGAAUUCCUCUGUGGGGUUCAGCCCACAGGUGGAGGCUUCAGAGCAGAACCUGGAGGUAGUGUGUGAUUCUGGUGGCGUCUGUGAGCGUGUGCGUAGAGAACCUGCAGAAACCUGCCAAUGAGGCCGGUACUUAACUCUCCUCCAGAAAACCAAAGAACAGCUGCAUCAAACACAAAGCUUAUCUAGUCUGUUUAGUGUGAGUCACAUUGAACUUUUGGAAUAUAGAAAUAUAGUAUAAUAUAAUAUAUAAUGGUUAUUAUUCUACCUGCUUCUUUGUUUCACAGUCCAAACACAUGCAUUGCUGUAGACUUUGUGUACACAAAACAUGAACAUGAGUUCAUUUAAAAUCGCAAAACCUCGGGCUUCAUGCCUUCAUUUACUUGAGCUAGUUAUGUCCUGUCCCAUCUCUCUAACUUGUAUAUUCUAUUUUAUGAGAACAGCAGACUUAGCUAGAUGCUAAACCUGAGUGUGACGUUCAUAGCAGGCUACAUGAAUGUAAUUUGUACUGUAUAAAUGUGUUUCUCACUGUGUGUGGAACAUAUGUUUUUAAUUAUCGGUGUAUAUUUUGAGAAUAUUUCGGAAGAACAUUAGAAUACAGAGUUUCCAGAUCUGACGGAUGUUUAUGUAUUCUCCGAAUUGUCCUAGAGUGGGUCUCGCCAUCUUGUAAAUUCCACUUCUGGGGGUAGUAGCACAUAUUUAUAAAUGUUCAGUGAGUUCAGUUGUUUCUCAUCAUUUAGGAAUUUGUUUCCUGAAAUGUUGGUCACAUGGUGUUUGUCAUCUGGGCAGAUGUAAAUGUAAAAAAUUCUAUUAAAAAUACAUAUACUGUCUGGACAAAACAUGAAAUUUCUUGAAAAAAAUAUCUAAACCUAAAAGGGAGAAAUGAACUAUUGACAAUUGUAAUAGUAUUUGAAAUUGUGUAUACCAUAAUUGUAAGCCAUAAAUCGCUGCCUGUUUGCAUCAUUAGAAAUUUUGUAAAUGUUCAUUAUAUAAAUGGUUGAUUGUACUCUAUAUUCCCUUUAAAGUAAGUGCAGAUGGUGUAACGCUCACUUCAGAUCUUCUGUGGGUGUAGUAGGACGUCAAGGCCCUGAUACAAGCCUCCACAGAGCAGUCUGUCUUCAGAUGAAGUUUGCCACGUGUUCAUAUAGCCGUAGACGGGCUGAGGAAGGCUUUUGUCAGGAGAGGUCAGGGCAGCUGGAUGUCGGUGCCUUUUUGGGGCAGCUGUUCACUCAUUGUCUAUUUUCAUUAGUUUUGGUAAAAAAUGAGCACAAUUCUGAGUGUCUAUUGCGGUUCUGCUUAUGCUCAGUGGGAGAUCUGUGUGUGCAUCCCAAAAUGACAUGACCUUUACUGCACUAACAGUGUAACUUUCUGAAAUGUCAUCAUGAUGCACAUAUGAAUUUAUAUCGCUUACAUCAGUUUAUAGUGUUUCAUUUUUAAUUAAACAGUAUGGUACACAGAAAUGGUGUCAGAUAGAUACUGUACUUUUAAGCUGAAAUGGGGAUGGUUCAUUCCUGUAAAUGUGGGACUGCACUUUGUAGGAUUGUUAACCAAAGACUGACUUUCAGGCAUAGCAAUGGAAAGAUGCUGAUUCUGAAAACUGAUUUUGACAAUCACUUCAUUACACCUGCCACACCAAGAUUCCUCUCACUUUGAUUAUUGUGUCUUUGGUUCACCUGUCUACCUUUGUCAUGCCAGCAGAUAUUAACCUCUCGUUAAGGUCUUGAGAGACUGAUCCAGUCCCAAAAAUCAGUGCCUGGUGUCUGAAUCGCACAUUGAUGUGUAAAAGUCCUCAGUUGUCUGUCUGUCUCACCUGCUGUGCAGUGUAACACCUUCAGGGUACCAAACGGUUAAUAAAGCCAUGGGUUUGAGUAACUAUACUCAAGGUCUCCA
Molecule: messenger RNA, 4466 nt
Organism: Paramormyrops kingsleyae
Lineage: Eukaryota; Metazoa; Chordata; Actinopteri; Osteoglossiformes; Mormyridae
Source: RefSeq, a predicted model, not a curated record